AUGGCCCCACGACUCAGGGCAUCAGCGGCGCUGCCGGUGGGCAUUCUGUUCCUCAGAAGUUCGAUUGCAAGCGAGAGCGAGUUCUGGCCAAGCCGGAUU
This is a messenger RNA of Colletotrichum tamarilloi, 99 nucleotides long. RefSeq lists its product as uncharacterized. The annotation marks the transcript as partial. The record is from RefSeq and is a predicted model, not a curated record. Lineage: Eukaryota; Fungi; Ascomycota; Sordariomycetes; Glomerellales; Glomerellaceae. The transcript has a single exon.